Messenger RNA from Closterium sp. NIES-67, 1537 nucleotides. The record is from the annotation of a GenBank genome assembly. NCBI's taxonomy places the organism in Eukaryota, Viridiplantae, Streptophyta, Zygnematophyceae, Desmidiales, Closteriaceae.
AACGCACUCCCAACUCGAGUGAUCUAAGCAAUCAGCGAAGCAACAAUAAUGGGGGAGCGUUCUGUUCGAGCUGAAGUUCCGCCCACUAGUAACGCCAUGAGACUUGCUGACUGCCAGGUCGGAAGGAGCUUCCUGUUGCUGCUUUUACCCUCCCACUUAAGCCCCGACAAUCUUCAUUGCUUGUACAGCAGGUUUCUUGCAAGACGGAAUGGUUGCCGUCGGUACACAUUGGCAACCGAGGAACCAAUAGCUUAUGCGUAUCGUGGAGAUUUUCAAAUGUUCGACAGCUACGCUUAGAAAACCCGAUGAGAGUUGCCAAUUGGAGCCUAGAGAUAGACGACAAUUGCAGAUGCAAAGUGGAACUUUAAACCUGGCUCGGCUUGGUCAAGUGGUAGUUCGUUCCAAAUGGGGGAGGUCACCACUUUUGCUGCUGGUUUUGUGAAGGACAGCGUACUUAAAGGAGAGCUUAUGCUGCUGUCAGAUUCUGAACAGGAUGAACUAUCAAGGCCAUUGCCAGCAGCUUUUUCGGACUUUCCCAUUAAGUCCUGUGGGUUGUCUGCCAGAAGCAUCAUGUCAAGGACAACAGUUAUAAGCAUCUGCCCCAGGAUUUUAGUAUUUGAAAGUUUGCUCUCCAAAACUGAAUGCGAGCACCUGAUUAAGCUAGCAGCACCUCAUAUGCGAAGGUCACUUGUGAGCGGAAGAGCAGUCAGUGAGAAUCGAACUAGCUGGAGUAUGUUUUGCACGAACGGCCUGGACUUAGACCCUGUGGUUCAGUGUGUUGAGCGAAGGUGCAUCUUCUUUAUGAAGCUUUUGGGCUUACGUGUUGUCCCAGACAAGGAAAAGCUCCAGAUUAUACGAUACAAAGCUGGUGAAGAGUUCAAAGCACAUUUUGACAAUGACGUGGGAAGUUGCAGCAAACGUGCAGCCACAGUGCUCAUGUAAGUUCAACUUUCUCUCGUCUCUUCUUCCUAGAAACAUGAGCUUACACAGCGACUACCAGGUACCUAUCGGAUGUGGAGAAUGGCGGAGAAACGUACUUUCCAAAAGGGUUUCCUGUGCACCAAGGCAGCGGAUAUGAUGGUAUUAGCUCUAGUGGUCCAGGCAUAUCUAUUGCUCCAAAGAAGGGAAGGGCUAUGGUUUUUUUCAGCCGCCGACCUGAUGGAUCUGAAGACCCUUGCAGUCUUCAUGGUGAGUCUGCAUUUCAAGAUUCCUGGUGCAUAAUGCAAUUUGUUGUGUGUUUGUUUAACUGCAUGGUUUACUGAUUCAGCUGGAGCAAAGGUCCGUCGUGGAGUAAAAUGGGUGGCCUCAAAAUGGAUAUCGAUUCUUUAAUUGAUGGCGUUCAUAUGUAUGAUUGGGUUUGCUCCACUCAUUGGCAAGCAAGGCGUUUGGGGAGAACAUAUUUACAAUUUGUACAACUUAUUUAUUGCUGCUGGAUUCCUAGCAAGCACGGCACAUGGAUGUACACAUGAGUGUCAAACAUGUGUAUCUCUUAUACUUUGCAUAGAUUGUAUAGGGUCAUCUCUUAAAGGGUACAACA